Pipistrellus nathusii (Nathusius's pipistrelle) is the source of this 636-nucleotide messenger RNA. The record is from the annotation of a GenBank genome assembly. NCBI's taxonomy places the organism in Eukaryota, Metazoa, Chordata, Mammalia, Chiroptera, Vespertilionidae.
AUGAACCCCAGUAUGAAGCAGAAGCAGGACGGCACCCAUGGGCGCGUGCAGAGCAGUCCUGUCCCGAGGGGAACGCUGAAGAUGAUCCAGCCGUCCACAGCCGGGUCUCUCGUGGGCAGAGAGAACAAGCUGGUGAAAGGCUUGUCCAAACGGAAACAUCGCAAUGACCAGUCGGCGUGUAAGACUUCCGGCUCCGGAGGUCCUGCUGUCCCCGGGCGCGGGGAGGGCAAGGAGCCUGGCGGAGCUGCCCAGGAGGCACUGGAUCUCAUGGUUGCAGAAAACCCGUCCUCUCAGUACUGGAAGGAAGUGGCAGAGCAGCGGCGGAAGGCGCUUUAUGAAGCGCUGAAGGAAAACGAGAAGCUCCACAGGGAGGUCGAGCAGAAGACGAGUGAGAUCGCCCGCCUGCGGAGGGAGAACCAGGAGCUGGCGGAGGUGGCGCAGCACGUGCAGCACAUGGCGGAGGUCCUGGAGCGACUGGAAGGAAACGCUCUGGAGAACUUUGAAUCGCCGGAGAGCAGCGAGGAGUUUGAUUCUGAAGAGGAGGCAGGCGAGGAUCUGGAGGCGGAAGGCCCUGGCGCGGGCGUGGGUGCCAAGGCAGCCACGUCUUCCUCCACGGACGCCCAGCCCGGCGUGUGA